ACUGUAAAGAAAUCGCCGAGGAGCAGCGCAUGUGGAGGAGCGUCGUAUCCAGUUGAGAAUUGCGGAAUUGCCCACCCAAGUUUUGAGUCACAACGGGAAAACAAUCCUGAGGUUGGAGCAGCAAACCCGGGAGUUGUGCAGAUGAGGUUGAUAGGCCUUACAGGUGGGAUUGCAUCUGGCAAGAGUACUGUCUCUCGCCACUUGGAGAGUGAGGGACUGCCAGUCGUGGAUGCGGACAAGGUUGCAAGGGUGGCAUUGGACAAGAACACAUGGGGUUGGAAGAGAGUAGUGGCCGCUUUUGGGGAAGGCAUACUACGACAGGAUGGGGAAGUGGACCGUGCGAAGCUGGGUGAAAUAAUCUUUAACGAUCCUGCCAAGAGGGGCAUGCUCAAUCGGGCAUUGCAACCAUGUAUUUCUCUCGGUCUCUUGUACGAGGUUUUCAAACAUUGGAUACGGGGUACUUCAGUGGUGAUAAUGGACAUUCCGCUACUUUUUGAGAUGAAAAUGAAUUAUCUCACCAACCCAGUGGUGGUGGUGUGGGUGGAUCGCACCACGCAGGAAGCGCGGCUGACAAAGCGCGACAACAGCACUAUUGAGCAAGCGCGAGCACGGAUUGAUUCCCAGCUUCCGUUGGACAUGAAGCGUGAGAUGGCCGACUAUGUCAUUGAUAACUCCGGCACCCUCGAGGAUACAAAAAUGCAUGUCGACAAGCUGAAAGCCAUCAUCACUGGUCCACAAACAUGGAAAGAGAUUGCCUUAUCACGGUUUGGAGUUGCUGCCAUUGUGGCCGUAGCUGUUGCAUUUGUAUUGCGUUUAAGGUAAACAGAGGCAUUGUAUAUAGAAAUGAUCGUAUUCUAUACCAACUUCUCAUUUUCCAGUGGCCUAAGUUUCCGGCGAUGUGACACGAAAAGAUGAUCACCUCAGUUACAUGACAUCUUUUGCUAUGCGUUCCAGCCCUUACUCUCAAUAAAGGCAUGAAGAAGCUUCUCAAAAUUGUCA
Physcomitrium patens is the source of this 999-nucleotide messenger RNA. Its product is annotated as dephospho-CoA kinase. The record is from RefSeq and is a predicted model, not a curated record. Gene Ontology annotation, molecular function: dephospho-CoA kinase activity; ATP binding. NCBI's taxonomy places the organism in Eukaryota, Viridiplantae, Streptophyta, Bryopsida, Funariales, Funariaceae. Gene Ontology annotation, biological process: coenzyme A biosynthetic process.